GCGUACCUUGGACAUAAGCGGAAGCGGAAGUCUACUUCCAUAAACACGGAAGAAAAUUUCGGGAAAAUUUUUGGAAUAUGAGCCGAAUCUAUCACAACAUUAGCUUACAAAACAAAGCUGUACACAAUGAAACAUUUGACAAGGCUUGGUUGCCAUCGUCAUUUGAAAGUGGCCAAGGAGUUCUUGUUGAAGGAACACUGGUGGAUUUUUCCAGACAUGUCCUGACUGAUGUCAACAAUAAGAAGGCUCGCUACCACGUCCUGUACAUCAAACCUAAACGCAUCCAUCAGAGGAAGUUUGAUGCCGAUGGGAAGGAGGUGGAGCCUAACUUUAGCCAAACCAGAAAGGUCAACACGGGCUUCCUCUUGUCCUCUUACAAGGUAGAAGCCCGGGCGGAGUCGGACGUCCUAUCAGAAGAUGAGCUAUCAGCAACGAUCCGUAAGGAGGAUCUGGUGAAGAUCACGGACAAGCACAGGCCCAGCGGCACGUUGGCCUUCUGGUACCCCGACUCUGAGAUGGACAAGACGGAGUUGGACAUGGAAGCAGACGUUCGAGUGAAGACCAGAGGGAACAGUCCAUUCAUAUUCUCCUUAGCUAGACUGGACAGCGGCACAGUGACCAAGUGUAACUUUGCUGGAGACUGGGAGGUCGGGGCAUCGUGGACGGACAAGAUCAUGGCCAACAAAUCCGGAGCGGCCAGCGCCCACCAGCCUGGAGACCAAGGGGACGGAGCUCAGGAGGACGAGUGGGACGACUGAAGAAAAGUCAUUUUCCCAUCUUUGGAACCGAUGUGCUUGGUGACUGUUUGUCACAGAGAUCCAAAGUGUGACCCGGGGGCCACGUGCAGCACACGGCACAUUCUACAAAUAUCUUUCACAAAAAAAUGAAAUAAAAACAAUGGAGAUGGCAAACAAACUGAUGUAAUUUCCGU
Messenger RNA from Doryrhamphus excisus (bluestripe pipefish), 931 nucleotides. RefSeq names its product actin related protein 2/3 complex inhibitor (gene arpin). NCBI's taxonomy places the organism in Eukaryota, Metazoa, Chordata, Actinopteri, Syngnathiformes, Syngnathidae. The record is from RefSeq and is a predicted model, not a curated record. Gene Ontology annotation, biological process: negative regulation of actin nucleation.